GUGCAAUCGGUAUUAUCGACUCAGAACCCAAAGACUUAUUGCUUGACAUAGAUCAGUUUUAUUACUAAGCAUCAAAAUUCUAUCUAAUUUAUGGGUUUUUCAAAAUGAUAAUUAUUAUGUUUUGUUAAGCAGAUUAAAAAUUGAAAAUUCUAUGAGCUGUUGUGAUAGUUAACUAGCUAGUUGAUACUUAACUAGCUACGCAGGUUUUUUUUAUAGAUGGCAACCCAAGCAGUUGUCACAUCUCCAUGUGAUCAUUUUUGGUUAUUAUAUUUUCUGAAAUAGUGAUGAAUUUUGUUUGAGGAAGCAAUGUCGGAUAAUGGCUAUAUUAACUCAAAAAAACAUUACUAUAUAUAUUUCAAUGUAAAAACCAAUGCCACUACUGAUGGACGUCAAGCUGUUAGAGCAAAUCUGGGAAUUAUGAUUAAGGGCGAGUCCAAGAUUGUCAAAUGAUACGAUAAAAGACUGCAUGCUUUAACUGAGCUCUGCCAAAAAUAGGCACACGUAAUGACGAUCGAAUUGUAGGAGGAGACAUCGCCAAAGAGGGAUCUGCUCCAUAUAUGGCUUCUUUGGUUGCAACUCCAUUAGGAAGUCAUUUUUGCGGUGCAUCCAUUGUUAACGAAAGAUGGAUUUUAACAGCUGCUCAUUGCGCCAAAAUGUUUAGCCACCAUUUUGUGAAAGUGGUUGUUGGUACCAACCAUCUCUUUGAGGAAGAUGGUCAAGCAUACUUUGCCGAAGAGAUUAUUCCACAUGAAAAUUACACUGCUACUGGUAUACAUGAUCAUGAUAUUGCACUUAUCAAGGUAUCAGAAAACAUAGUUUUUAAUGACAAGGUGCAACCCAUAAAACCGUUGAAAGAUUACAUCAAAGGUGGAGAAGAAUUGAAAACUACAGGUUGGGGAUUAAUGGACAGCAAUAACAUCAUACCUCCAAAUGAUUUGCAAGAAUUAACUGUGAAAGCUUUAUCGAACGAAGAAUGUACAAAUCUUUCGGAUUUCACCCCGACUACACAACUGUGUGCUUUUAGGAACAAAGGUCAAGGUAUUUGUAUGGGCGAUUCUGGAUCUCCACUUGUAUAUAACAAUCAACAAGUUGGAGUAUCUUCUUUCAUAUUAAACGAUUGCGGAGCAGGUUUACCAGACUUUUACACCAGAGUUUCUUUGUAUUAUACUUGGAUUGAAAACCAUACUCAAUUGUAAACCUCAAACGUAAAUACUUAACAAAAAGGGCUUUUAAAAACAAGAAUUUUAAUGUUAAUAAUUCGAAUACCGAAUGUUUUUAUAUCUGUGAUUACUUAUUAGUUGAAUAAAUACAUC
Messenger RNA from Ctenocephalides felis (cat flea), 1313 nucleotides. Its product is annotated as chymotrypsin-2-like. Lineage: Eukaryota; Metazoa; Arthropoda; Insecta; Siphonaptera; Pulicidae. Bases 558 to 1196 code for a protein of 212 amino acids. Gene Ontology annotation, biological process: proteolysis. The record is from RefSeq and is a predicted model, not a curated record. Gene Ontology annotation, molecular function: serine-type endopeptidase activity. The transcript has 5 exons.